AUGGCGGGUGAGCAGUAUGAGAGCUGCACGGAGGGCAGCAGCGUGCCCGCACCCGUGCCCGAGCACGUCUACAAGGUCGGCAUCUACGGCUGGCGGAAGCGCUGCCUCUACCUGUUUGUCCUCCUGCUCGUCAUCAUCCUGGUGGUCAACCUGGCCCUCACCAUUUGGAUCUUCAGGGUCAUGUGGUUCAACUCGGAAGGAAUGGGCCUCCUGCAAGUCGACUCAAGUGGCGUGAAGUUGGACAAGGGUGAAUCCGACUUCCUGUUGCCCCUCUACGCCGAGGAGAUCCACUCCCGAGAUGACUCUCCACUACUUGUACAUUCAGAUACGGAAAACGUGUACCUCAAUGCCCGUGAUGAAAAUGGCGAUGUCACAGGGAGGAUGUCUGUGGGUCCACGACAGGCUGAAGGAUACACCCCAAACCUGCUCCUCACCUCCUCCUCCGGUGAAAUGCUGUUUUCUGCAGAUGGCAAACAGGCUGCGAUUGGACCAGACAAACUGCGCAUCACAGGUCCCGAAGGAGCACUGUUCCAACAUUCAGUGGAGGUUCCUCUUCUCAAGUCGGAGCUCUUCAAAGACCUCAAGUUGGAGUCUCCCACUCGUUCGCUCACUAUGGAUGCUCCAAAAGGAGUUCAUUUAAAAGCCUUGGCUGGAAACAUUGAAGCAGCUUCCAAUAUGGAUGUCAUUCUGCAGUCCAGCGUGGGACUGUUGGUGCUGGAUGCCGAGACAGUCCGCAUGGUCAAUCUGCCCCAGAGCCAAGGAGGAGUUUCCGGAAAUGCCGAUGGCCUCUUUGAGGUGUGCGUGUGUCCCAGUGGAAAGCUCUUUCUGUCCAAGGCUGGGGUCACCUCCACUUGCAGUGAUAACCAGGAGUGCUAAAAUAUGUGUGUGUGUGUGUUUCUGUGUGUGUGUGUGUGUGUGGUUGUGUUUGUUUCCUACAGGCUACAAUCACAAAUGUUUUUUUGUUUGUUGUUUUUUUUUUUUAACACUUGAAGUUUGUGUGGAUCACAUCGCUAUAAGAUCCCCCACCAGGAGGGGGAAUUGUGUUUGCUCGAAGGAUGUGCUAGAUUUACGCACACGCACAAGCACACACGCGCACACACGCGUGUGAAUCAUGGCUGGGCAAUGAGGAGCUGCUUUGCAGCUUACAUUUUAUGCAAUAUAAUCUUGUGGUGCAAUACAAAGUGACACAUAGGGCUUGGAGUGUU
Molecule: messenger RNA, 1205 nt
Organism: Hippocampus zosterae (dwarf seahorse)
Lineage: Eukaryota; Metazoa; Chordata; Actinopteri; Syngnathiformes; Syngnathidae
Gene: sgcg
Product: sarcoglycan, gamma
Exons: 7
Coding region: 1-876 (291 amino acids)
Biological process (GO): cardiac muscle tissue development; heart contraction
Cellular component (GO): sarcoglycan complex; sarcolemma
Source: RefSeq, a predicted model, not a curated record